GCCACCUACAAAGUCUUUAAUUCGUUAAGAUUUUGAAAUAUUUUUAAAUAAAAGUUAUAAUAGUGAAUGAAAACUUUCGAUUUCGGGCGAUUUGUUAAGCUAUCUUGCUUUAGAGAUGAUAAUUUACAAGAAUCCCUAUCGAAAAAUUGAAUAAAUGAAAGAAAAAUCCGUAGGUGCCUCUUUGGCGGGAUCACACAAACAGUUGUUCUAAUGGCCGCAAAUGUAAUCAUACUGAAUGGACUUACGUGUUGAGAGGAGACGAUACUUUCAAAGGUGAGAGCUUUGACAAGACGUCUCCGAUCAUACGAACCCCAAAAUGACUUCGACUGUUACAUCUGCGGCAUUACAAAACACGCGGAGCAAAAGGUCUUUGGUUGAGACUGAAGAGGCUGCUGUACCAGACUCGACAACCAGUGUGGAGAAGGAGAGGGUAGGAUUCAGUCCUGGGCAAGAUGUUCUUUUAAAACACAAGGAUGGCAGGUACUACCUGGGGACUGUGGUAGAAGUUGAUAGUAUUAGAGAACAGUGUUUAGUGAAAUUUGGAGACAACACAGAGAACUGGUCCAGUGUCAAGGACCUGACCAAACUUAGCACACCUGAACAAGAGGACCUGCUGUGUGUUGUCUGUAAAAAAUCUGCACCAAAGGACAAGCAUGAGAUCUCUGUCUGUGAUAAGUGUGGCCGCGGUUACCAUCAACGCUGUCACCAGCCUGAGAUCCCAACCAUUUGCCUUAAAGAAGGAACGAGUUGGAUGUGUAGAAGGUGUAUGGAGAGUGAGCCCCAUAGGCAACGGAGAAACGCCGAGUACAAGCAGCUGCGUAAGGAUUCCAUCCGUAAGAUUUGCUCAGGAAUUGACAACUCCACAUCCUCCUUACUUCCCACUUCGUUUCCCUAUGACCCGUACGCUUUAAAUUGGGACGCUUAUCACCGAGUCAAUAUGGAACAAAUUUAUUGUUAUUGUGGCCAGAAUGGAGAAUGGUAUACCCAAAUGCUGCAGUGUGGUCGGUGUCGACAAUGGUUCCAUGAGAAGUGCGUUCGAUGCCUUCAGUAUCCUCUUUACUGUGGUGAUAGGUUCUACGUAUUUGUGUGUGCUAUUUGUAAUUAUGGAAAAGAGUUCCUUCGUCGGUUAGAGCUGAAAUGGGUCGACCUGGUGCAUCUGAUGGUCUUUAACUUGACUGCUUACCAUUCUAAGAAGUAUUACGACCUCGACACUGUUAUCAUUCCAUACAUAAACGAUAAUUGGCAUGCUUUACAACUACCACCAAAGAUUUACAAUGUAUCGAAGGUAGAAAGGAGAGAAAAUAUUUUGUCGGUGCUUACAAACAAUAGGAUUCGUUUCAAAUGUGGCCGUGAAAUCAAGAAGAGGACGACAAUAUGGGGUUUAAGGGUACGACUUCCGCCCCCGGCCCCUUGCGUAACUCUACCACCGACAGGGCCUGUUUGCGAGCAGGAACUUAGAGAACGAUGGCAAGGGAACAGAAAGUUGCAGUUUUUACCGCUUUUCAAAGCCAACGACACUAAAAUGAUCAUCCCCGUCGAUAAUCACAUGCUCAAUAUCAUGAUGGGUACCGCAUAUCAAGAGAGCAGCGCCCUGUCAGAGACGGAAUCCCCAUGCCCUAGUCCAGACGCCGACUUAGCAGAAGAAAAUAGACUCGAAAUGAAUUCGAAAUUGUAUAUUAAAAACGAGUUUCAUGGGGCCGGAUGCGCGAAGAAGAGCGUCCCGUUCCCGAAAAUCAGUCUCCAACGUCGCAAACAAUUCCUGAACAGUAUGAAUCGGGAACGGGAGAAGUUGCUCCGUAAACAGAAAGCAAAGCCGCCGGAGGUGAAAGAAGAACAAGACAAAACUGCAAUUUUACCUCCGACGCCUCCCACGUCUGUUUCGGCGCCUCCUACACCGCCGUCAGUCAUUCAAGAUCAAGCUGAAAAAUUGGUAGAUCCUACCAACUCCUUAGAAUUUCCAAACACGCCUUGCGACACAUCCGGUGAUGAAACGUCGUCAAAGAGCACAUUAGACUUGAUAAUACCGCCCCCGAAGGACUUUAAAGGCAAGAACAAUCCGUUUUUGACGCUUCUAAGAGGUACAGGAGACGACGGCAGCGCGUUUAGAGGCAAAAAACGACGCAGCAAGGAUGCUAUCACAUUACCCUUACCUCUGACUGCUGUUAUACCCGGGACUCCAGUAAUUCGCCCUAUGAAACGCCAACUGAGCGAAAAGGACAUAUGUAUAGGCCCGAAUGGGGAGGUUAAAAGGCGUCGCUUGCGAAGGGGACGUGUCGGGCAAAUGGCCAUGUACACGGCAACGGGACAGCCCACUGCAAGCAAAACGGCUACGGUAGUCCCCGCUCGUCCAGAUCAACGCAGCCUACGAUCUAGUCUCCAACAGCAAACAACGACUAACACAUCAUCGUCGUCCCAAAUUUCCAGUUGCGUGGACUACGCUCUGAACGGACGUCGACUUCGACAGCGCCAGGACAAAAACGAAAAGGAAAAAGUCCCUAGUUCCACCUCUUCCAAUCCGCCUACCCCCAAACCUAGUCCCGUUAAACAGGAGCCCGACAUAGACAUGGACGAUUUGAAGAGUUCCGUGAAUAUUUAUUUCGGAGCUGCCAACAGGAUUGCAGCGGGCGAACGGUUUGCCGUCAAAGCUAAACGUGUGGGGCCUUGCGGGAGAAUACAAUACCUGAUAGAAUGGGAGGGACCUAGUAAUGGAAUGACCUGAUCGAGAGCUACCGUCGACGGUACGUCGUGGGGGCACGUGAGGAUCACAGUCACCGCUGCAGUCGUGCUACACGUUGUUGUUGUGACUUUGUAAGUAAAGUAAAGUACGAACAGGUGGUGGGUGGCUACGAUGUGGCGAGGGAUUAAGAGUGGUUCAUGUACGAUGUCGUCGUAGAUUAAUUAAUUGAUGUUUGGUGUAGUAAUGUCUACGAAAAAUUACGUAAUUUUGAUCAAAAUUGGUGGACUUUUUUUAUGGGCUUGAUUAUUGUUUUAUUUGGGGUUUGAUUGACGGGGCCGUGUACAGGCCAUUACAACAACAACAACAACAACAAAAACAGCAACAGCAGCAGCAGUAGCAGCCAGCAGCACAAACUGCCUUCGUUUAAUAAUUAUUAAUUGAAAAGGUGUUUCUCGACUGCCAAAUUUCUUUAUCACUGCCAUUCUUGUUAUGUAUGGUUUCGUUAUCGAUUAAUAACUAAAUACAUUUCUGUUAUUAUUAUCGAUACUGUAUGUAGAAUUAUUAUUUGUACAAAUGGGUUAGUUAGGGCAUCAUUUAGUUGAAUAAAGUACAGCGACGACAUUAUUAAUUAUGUAAUUAUUAUUAUCUAUUAAUUUUUGUAACGUACUCUUCUGAAUGCUUUAAUUGUGUUGUUUGUAUGUAAUUCUUUUUUUAACUGCUGGACAUUGAGACAGAUUCAGAGGAUCGCUUGCUGUACUUUUUGCAACCCUUUUGCUACAAAAAAUGAAUUAUUGUUCAGCUGUGAUUGAGCUAAAAUAAUUCCCUAAAAUUAGGCAUUUAACUGUGACUGUUCAAACAUUGACGUUCUGGUAAUUUGGAUUUUUAGCUAACACGCUGUUUGUAAAUAAUAUAUUAAUAACAUAUUACCUGUAAAAAUGCAAAAAGUUCAUUUUUUUAGUUAGUUUAUUAGUAAUUUUUAGGCAAGAAAAUGUAUAAAGACGUUCUUUUUUGAGGUAGAUAAAAACCAAAUUAUCAGGACCUGUUAUUUUUUCUUUUUAAUUAAUUAAUUAAAUAAAGUCACUCUCGUUGUUAUACUCAACAUUACUUUUACGAAUAUUUCCGCUUUAUAAUUCAACCUUGAUUUGUCUACUGUAAAUUAAGAGCUGUGUACAUUUUCAACUUCAAUUUAUUAUUUAUAAUGGAGUAGUUGAUGAGACUGACUUUCUUGGGUAUAACUAAUGUAUUUGCGAUGUGAUCGCCUAUUUAGCGUAAUCCCCAUAGACCAUUUUGUUGUAUACUUUUACCCCUUAGGUAAGAAAAAAUAUAAGAACUGCCUGUUUUGUCGUAUUUAAAUGAAGAAAAGAAAUGCAUACAAAUUUCAGUACUAAAUUGUAUUUUUAUCAAACGUUAAAUAAAUCGACAACUAGU
Messenger RNA from Agrilus planipennis (emerald ash borer), 4105 nucleotides. RefSeq names its product polycomb protein Pcl (gene Pcl). Bases 317 to 2719 code for a protein of 800 amino acids. The record is from RefSeq and is a predicted model, not a curated record. Gene Ontology annotation, molecular function: chromatin binding; DNA binding. Gene Ontology annotation, cellular component: nucleus. NCBI's taxonomy places the organism in Eukaryota, Metazoa, Arthropoda, Insecta, Coleoptera, Buprestidae. The transcript is spliced from 6 exons. Gene Ontology annotation, biological process: regulation of DNA-templated transcription; chromatin organization.